Malaya genurostris is the source of this 1230-nucleotide messenger RNA. RefSeq lists its product as uncharacterized. The transcript has 4 exons. Gene Ontology annotation, molecular function: protein binding. The record is from RefSeq and is a predicted model, not a curated record. The coding region runs from base 195 to 1211 and encodes 338 amino acids. NCBI's taxonomy places the organism in Eukaryota, Metazoa, Arthropoda, Insecta, Diptera, Culicidae.
UUUUCCUGUGACAGUCACCUUUUUGUCGUUGUUUUAAGACAGUCAGUUCAGCCAGUGGUCGGUAUCUCACCGGACCAUCCUACAUCCGGUAGCAACGAAGGUGGGAAUGGAGUGAGAUUCGCAAACUGUAAUAACAGCAAUAUUGGAAAAGUUUCUCCUUCUACCAAAUGUCACUAGGAUAAACAGCUAGGAGAAUGGAAUACGUUUUCGAUGUGUUUUUCGAGGAAUCUUUCCUGGUGAUGGAGCGCAGUGGUCUCAAGUCGCGGACCGGUCGAAGGAAUGUAAUUGACCAUUUGAAUUCGGUUAUUUCUGGCUGCAUUCAAGGUCGAGAGACAGCCAGUGUUCAGUUGGCGGUUGGUCUAGCCGUUAAAUCGGCAAUCGAUUAUCAUCGGAAGAUGAGGAGUGACAAUUUUAAAGUUUGUAUGAUGGGUAAGUAUCACAAUGUACUGUAUAUUGCACUGAGAGUUGCCUGGGACUGGAGCUUAGAGGAUUCGGAGAUUAUCAAAACUUUGCUAGAAGAAAUCUAUAUGUGUGAGCAAACUUUCGAACGAAUUUUCCUCGGAGCGCUGUUUGGAUCGAAUGCGCCUCAUUUCAUAGCGGGAUGGAAGAGUGAUUUUAUAGAUCAGGAUGAGAAUCUUCGUGCCUUGGUGUUCUUCUUGCAUCACGCCUGUCAAACUAGGUUGAAUGUACUGAGUUAUUCUUACAUUUAUCGUGACAUAAGGCUAACUAAGUUCAUUGACAUUCCAAUCGAGUCAUGUGGAAAAGCAUCCCCGCUGCGGGUGGCCGUACAAGCAUCUGCACCAGAUGUUCUCAUGAUACUGCUACGUCACGGAGCUAAUCCUGAUCCAGACGACGGAGGAGCAUCUCCAAUCAUCAGUAUCUUCGAUAAGCUGCUUGAUAACGAAAAUCGUGUUUAUCCGUAUCAGCUAGUUUCUUCCCUGGGAUUGCUUCUCCGCUGUACUAUUAUGAUCGAUCUCCCCUACAAACCCCAUUUGUUUCAUAUACGCAAGGAGAUGUUCGAGACCAAGUACGCUACGUUACUGGCAGACAAAAUUAUUCCUCCAGAUCAAGCUUUUGGCGUUCCUUCGUUAAAAAGCAUCGCUCGUUGCCACGUACGAAAUAAUCUGAGGAAUAAUUUUCAACUGCCGCGUGGUAUAAAUAAGCUUCUCGUUCCACGAAAAAUAAAGAAAUAUAUAGAUUUACUGGACUGAUUGUCGGUAUGUAAACCAA